GAAUUUUUCUGGGUCUGGGUAUUUUUUAUUUUUUAUUUUUGUUUUGAAUUUUUUGGGUUCUUGGGAAAUUCAUAAGAGUUUUUUUUAGAUAUAUAUAGUAAGAAACACGGGUUAUAUGUGAAAAAGGGGCAAAAAAAAGUUUGAUAAAUCUAGGGUUUGAGUGAUUUGGGGUUUUUGAUUUGUUGGAAGCUAUGAGGAAGAGGCUUGAUACCAGAUUUCCUGCUUUUUGAGCUUUUUGUGGGAUAAAGCUUUGAGCUUUGAUGUUUUGGUGGUAGUUAUAAGGCUAUUGAAUGAGUAGAACUGACAAAUUUGUAAGGUUAAAGGCUCGGAUUAAAAAGAUUAUGCAAGCUGAUGAGGAUGUGGGGAAGAUUGCGAUGGCUGUUCCUCUUUUAGUCUCAAAAGCUCUUGAACUCUUUCUGCAAGAUCUUUGUGACCGUACAUAUGAGAUCACCCUCAAGAAAGGAGCAAAAACAAUGAAUUCUUUCCAUUUGAAACAUUGUAUCCAGAGCUUUAAUGUGUUUGAUUUCCUGAAGGAUGUAGUGAGCCGGGUUCCUGAUCUAGGUGGGUCAGAUGCUAGUGCUGAAUCGGCCACCAAAAGAAGGAAAGUUGCUGAAGAAGAUGAUCAUGACAGUGAUGAUGAUGCCAAAAGGAAUCAUGCGAAUGAGACUGCAAACAACAGUGGUACUGGGAGGGGACGAGGCAGGGGUAGGGGCAGAGGCCGUGGUAGAGGUGCACGAGCAGUAGAGAAAGGUGACUCCAAUGUUCACAGCGAGAAACUUGAAGACCCUGCUGCUGAUGUUUCACAUCAAAAGGAUGAUGAGAAGCAAAAACAAAAUGAUGAAAGAAUGGUAGACUAUGUAGCAGAACCAGCAGUAGAUUCAAAGAACAUUUCAGCUGCUAAAUGCUCCCCAGAAGUCGUCGCUCCUGCUAGAAACUUCGAUCUCAACAUAGACUUAAAUGAGAGUGUGGAAUCCACACCAAUGCCAUCUGAAGUUCCUUUGUCAUCAACAGCAACACCAGCACCAGCACCACCGCCUCCUGAAGUGAAGCAUGAGGAAAUCCCUGGAUGGUCCCUGUCCGAGAUGGAAAAGAUGGCCAUUGAUCCAAUUCAAUUGGCCAACUUAAACCAAGGGUUAGACGAGGAAGAGGAAGAUUACGACGAAGAAGGAUAGGUAUUGUUAUUCUAAUGUGUUUAGAGCAGUUACAACUCACAUACUACAAGUAGACAGGCUUGUUCUUCUAGUCUUUUUUAGGAAUUUUAGUUUAAAUGUAAAAGGAAAAAGGGCAUCAUUGUGAAUGAAGCUCAGGUUUUUAUUUUAGUUGUGACUUAGGUAUCUGUAUUUAUAGUCUUGUGUAUUGUUCAUCAACAAACAUCUUAGGAAAAACAUGUACAAUUUCUAACUUCUAAUUCAGAAAUAUAUAUUCUAGGUUGGAGGUUACAUUAA
Solanum tuberosum (potato) is the source of this 1445-nucleotide messenger RNA. Its product is annotated as dr1-associated corepressor. The record is from RefSeq and is a predicted model, not a curated record. Bases 291 to 1172 code for a protein of 293 amino acids. The transcript has 7 exons. Gene Ontology annotation, molecular function: protein heterodimerization activity; RNA polymerase II general transcription initiation factor activity; core promoter sequence-specific DNA binding. Lineage: Eukaryota; Viridiplantae; Streptophyta; Magnoliopsida; Solanales; Solanaceae. Gene Ontology annotation, cellular component: nucleus.